Messenger RNA from Annulohypoxylon maeteangense, 7747 nucleotides. Its product is annotated as putative polyketide synthase. NCBI's taxonomy places the organism in Eukaryota, Fungi, Ascomycota, Sordariomycetes, Xylariales, Hypoxylaceae. Gene Ontology annotation, biological process: fatty acid biosynthetic process; secondary metabolite biosynthetic process. The coding region runs from base 544 to 7578 and encodes 2344 amino acids. The transcript is spliced from 2 exons. The record is from RefSeq and is a predicted model, not a curated record. Gene Ontology annotation, molecular function: fatty acid synthase activity; phosphopantetheine binding; 3-oxoacyl-[acyl-carrier-protein] synthase activity.
UGAAGACAGGUCGAUAAACUGACGACCUUGAAAAUCGUUCGAGUUGUGCAACGGAAUCGGUAUUCGUGCGGCUGGUUCCUACUAAGAAUAGUAUCGCUUACGGCCCAGCCCGGAAUUUUAAUUCCCCUUGAAAUGUUCGUGAAGAAUCUGCUAUAAACGAUUUGAUAUGACUGGAAGGAUUCGCUGUCAGCAAGAGUGGGCAAAGGGUUUUUUAAGCCUCGCCGCAAUAACUUUUGCGCUGGAGGAAGGCUUACGACAACCUUUCCCACCUCCGGGACGAAAUAACAGCGAAUGGUGACCACGACGAACCAGUGCCACUAGUAGCCACUAUUCCGGUCCAGAGGAGGAGGAAUGUCUGGUGUUGGGACGUGGAGGACGCCACUUUCUGGAGGAACAAUGCUCUGGCUCGUUGGCGUCUGACGAAAACAAUGGCUCCGAUAUCACACUCCGCAGAUAAUGAUGAGGCGUCACUUGAAGCCUCUAUCCUAUAUCAAGUCGAUGUUAGCCAGUCACUAACAUAAACAAACUUGACAUUGAGUGACAAUGACGGCCCUCACUCUACCCGCCACUUCUUUAAACACACGCAAGGCUAAAAGCUUUGUAUUCGGAGGACAUAUCGGUCCCCAAAGCAAAAAAUCACUAGAAAAGCAUGUACGACAGAUCUUGGAUGGUCCCAAUGCAAAAUGGAUGCUGGAUACCCUGACAGACAUGCCACGGUACUGGGAAGCCGUCAUAGAAAAGAUCCCGGAAAUGGCUGGAACAGUGGACGGUGCCCGUCUCCUAGCCGAUCUUGAGUCAUGGCUCCGACAUGGAACAGCCGCCGACGACUCUUUAGCCUCAGACGCCGAGAUACCAGAUAUCUGGAUCGGCUUUAUGAUGAUCGCUAUUCAGCUUGAUCAGUACUGGCGGUAUCUUGAGUUCCGAUUCAACGACCCGGCCAAAGGUAUAAAUGACCUCCAGGCAGAGUUAGUGCAGCAGCAUCAGUCUGCCGGAAGCGACAAGGUCGAGACAGUCGGUUUCUGUGCUGGCAUGAUCGCCGCUGUAGCUGUUGCGAGCUCCCACAACCGACAGGACUUUGAAAAGUAUGGUGCUGCGGCACUGCGCAUCGGGGUCAUGAUGGCGGCCCUAGUAGGUGCCUGUGAAGCGUGGAGUAAAGGUCUCGGCAAAGGAAGAUCCGUAUCGAUGGCUACAGCGUGGAGGAACCCCAAGCAGGGCCAAGAUAUGGCGCGCAUCGUCGCGGCUAUGCCUGAUGCCUACGUCUCCGUGCUCUUUGACGAGUCUCGGGCCACCGUGACGUCAUCGGAGCGCCUCGCAUCAAGGCUAAUCAGACAGCUUCGGGCAGCAGGUAUCACAACGAUACCGCUCGCCUUCAAAGGCCAGCUCCACACGCCCGGUGCGGAGCGGGAACGUCAUACAGAAGCUCUAAUUGAAAUAUGUCACGCGAUGCCCGAGCUACAGUUUCCGGAUGCUUCCGGUUUGGCAUUACCAACUUACCUCGACCACCCCGAGGGGAAGCCAGUCUCGGCUGAAGAAAUCGACUUGAUUAGCGUAGUGUUGCGCUCUAUCCUGGCGAAUCAGCUAAGCUGGUCCAGUACCGUCUCGAAGCUUGUGGCUAACGGGGAGGACGUCUCACUCAUUGCCUUUGGACUCGAUCGCCCCGUGCCGACCAGUGCCAUGGCCCGCUUUGGUCCGAAGCAGGUACAUUUCGAGGACCUUGAAGACCACAUAAACAAGUCUUUAGAAUCCUCACGUAAACCCCAUCUAAGUAACGACACUGGUGACCACUCGGAAACUCUCGUACAAGAUCAGUCUGCAGAGACGAGCAGGCUCAGUGCCAAGCCGGAACAAGAUCCAGAGCAAGUGAUUGCGAUAGUGGGCAUGUCCGUGAAGACGGCGGGUGCCGAUGACCUGGAAUCAUUCGGGGAGAUGCUCAAGACCGGGGAGUCGCAACACGAGGUGAUCACCCAUGAACGGAUGGUUCACGACAUGCUGUACCGCGACGACGCUGAUGCCGACCCUAAGAGGAAGUGGUAUGGCAACUUUAUGCGCGACCCAGACGCUUUCGAUCACAAGUUCUUCAAGCGCAGUCCACGUGAAUCGAUGGCUAUAGACCCGCAAGGGCGUCUCUCGCUUCAGGGGGCGUAUCAGGCAGUCGAACAAUCUGGAUAUUUCAACGAAUUAGCAACUACUAGUGUGUCUGAGCACAAGCGACGAAAGCAUGUAGGUGUUUACGUCGGUCUCUGCUCUUUCGAGUACGAGAUCAACAUCGGCUGCCACCCGACAAGUGCGUUCACGGCAACCGGAGGCCUAAGAAGUUUCAUUCCCGGUCGACUAUCGCAUUACUUUGGUUGGACCGGGCCGGCAAUGACGGUCGAUACAGCAUGUUCGUCGUCAACUGUGGCCCUCCACACUGCCUGCAAGGAUCUGCUAUCGGGCGAAGUCCCGGCCGCGCUCUGUGGUGGCGUCAACGUCUUGACAAACUUGCAAUGGACGCAAAACCUCGCCGCCGGUAGCUUCAUUAGCCCGACGGGCCAGUGCAAACCUUUCGAUACCGACGCCGAUGGUUACUGCCGCGGUGACGGUAUCGCAUAUGUGUUCUUGAAGAAGCUAUCUACCGCCAUAGCCGACGGCAACAUGGUCCUAGGUACGAUACGCGCUACGGGUGUCAACCAGAACCACAACUCAACGCCACUGUUUGUUCCUAACGUCCCUUCGCUAUCGACAUUAUUCCAAGAUGUAAUUCGGAAAGCACAAGUAGAGCCGCGUGACAUUUCGCUGGUCGAGUGCCACGGCACUGGCACACCUGUCGGAGAUCCUGCCGAAUAUGAAAGCAUCCGUAUGGCUGUAGCCGGUCCCUUGCGCGACACCGUCGUUCCUGUUGGCUCGGUCAAGGGUAACGUUGGUCAUACCGAAGGUGCAUCUGGCAUCGUUUCGUUGAUCAAGGUCCUCACGAUGAUGAGAGAGGGUUUCAUCCCUGCCCAGGCCAGCUUCAAGAAAAUGAAUCCUCAUAUUCACGCACAGCCAUCAGACAUGAUGGAGGUGGUCACAUCGUUGCGACCCUGGAGAGAGAACAGGAAAAUAGCUCUCAUCAACAACUACGGCGCCUGCGGAAACAACUCUAGCGUGGUGGUUUCCCACACAGCUCACAAGCCUACCCGGACCAUUGCGGCCGGGUCAGCGACGCCACGAUUCCCCUUCUGGAUCUCAGGCUUCGACGCUCGUAGUAUUGCGGCUUACAGCACCGUAUUAGCGCCCUACCUACAAUCGCACACUGGGUCCGAAGAUGGGCAAGCAACACUCGCGGAUGUGUCCUUCAACAUGAAGCGACAGUCAAAUCCCAACUUGCCUCAAGGGCUGAUCUUCAGUUGUUCUUCAUUGGCCGAUCUACAGGAGAAGCUUUCUCAGGCAGCCUCAGCCACCACGAGCACGGCUGCUAGCGUCGGUAUUUCCCCAGUAAAGUCCGAGCGACCUGUCAUAUUGUGCUUCGGAGGUCAAGUGUCGACUUUUGUCGGGCUCGACCGUGCGUUGUACGAAGGCGUUGGCGUUUUGCGCCAUCAUCUGGAUCAGUGCAACAUCGCCAUCACGUCCCAAGGUCUGGAAAGUAUCUACCCCGAUAUCUUCUCAUCCGAACCUAUACAAGAUGUGGUCAAGCUCCAGACUGCCCUUUUCGCUAUGCAGUAUGCUUCCGCUAAGAGCUGGAUAGAUUGUGGGCUUGUCGACAAGGUAGUUUCUGUCGUAGGCCACAGCUUUGGUGAGAUUACGGCGCUCUGCAUAGCGGGCGUUUUGAGCCUAGAAGACACGAUUAAAUUAAUCGCUGGUCGGGCUAAGCUAGUUCGAGAUGCCUGGGGAUCUGAUCCGGGCGCCAUGAUGGCUGUGGAGGCUGAUGAGGCGCUUGUGCAUGAUAUGCUAAAGGAGUCGAAUCUCGGAUCCGACGGCUCGGCCGGUAUCGCCUGCUACAAUGGCCGCCGUAGUUUCACUGUUGCUGGAUCCACGAAAGCCAUCGACGCUUUUGCCAAAACGCUAUCUGAGAAGAGCAAGAUAAUUGAGGGGAUCAAGGGUAAGCGUCUUAAUGUCACCAACGCCUUCCACUCCACAUUGGUAGAGGGCCUUGUGGACCGCCUGGGAGCGCUCGGUAAAGAAUUGACCUUCAACGAUCCCGUUAUCCCGAUAGAACGUGCCACCGAACAUGGCGAUCCAUCGGCCAAACUGGACUGGAGCUUUGUCGGCUCCCAUAUGCGCCAGCCGGUCUUCUUCGACCAUGCCGUACAGAGGCUCAUUGAGAAGCACCCGCAAGCCAUCUUCCUCGAGGCGGGUUCCAACUCGACCAUUACCGUCAUGGCAUCACGCGCACAUGCCCAAGCUGCCCUCAAGACUUCCGAUACGCUCCAUUUCCAAUCUGUUUCCAUUACGAACACCAAGAAGAGUUUCGACGGACUCACGGAUGCGAUUGUGGCCCUCUGGAAACAGGGCCUGCGCGUGUCUUUCUGGGCACACCACCGACUCCAGACAAAUGACUACACACAACUUCUCCUACCGCCAUAUCAGUUCGAGAAGUCGCGUCAUUGGCUUGACCUCAAGUCACCCAAGGAGGAGGUCAUCAAGGCGGCCCAAAAGAUGAUCGCUGAUGGAGGUAAUGGGUUACUGUUGGCAGGAGGAGCGUCGCAACCGGGGCCUCAAGAAUACGAUGAUCCCAGAACUCUACCUCUAUGGACUUUCGUCGGCUUCCAAGAAGAUGCAGCCAACAAAGGCAAGAAGCAGGCGAAGUUGGCGCGGUUCCGUAUCAAUACAGCCUCGGACAAGUACCAACGUCUGUUCUCAACCCACGUCAUCGCUCAGACGGCGCCCAUGUGUCCUGCCACUCUAGAGAUCGAUAUGGCUAUCGAAACUGCUUUCAGUCUUCACCCAGACUUCAAAUCGAGCGGGUAUUCGGCAGUGGUGCGAGAUAUGAUCAGUCAUUCACCCAUAUGCGCCGACUCGACGCGCACCCGCUUUAUAGACCUAAAGCCUCUCAACAACACCGAAACGGAGUUUUACUUCACCAUACACAGCGUAGGAGAUUCCGUUACUUCGCCCGCUACCGAAAAGCACGCCGAGGGACGCGUCCACCUAUGCUCGCCUACCGAGCCGUCCUUCGUCCAGGAGUUCGGCCGUUACGAGCGCGCGGUCAGCCAUACGCAGUGCCAGGCCAUCCUACAGCUAGGUCCGAAUGACGAGGGUGUGGAGGCGCUCCAGGGCCGCAACGUGUACCGGGCCUUCGAGCCCGUUGUGAUCUUUGGCGAGGUAUACCAGGGCGUGCGGUCCGUUGUGGGUCGUGACGGCGAGAGCGCUGGAGUCGUACAUAAGCGUCACAGUGGCGAUACCUGGCUCGACGUUCCCAAGGCCGACUCGUUCGGCCAGGUCGCGGGCAUGUACGUGAACUUGCUGACGGACCUCCCGGCGAGCGACAUGUACGUCGCCACCGGCCUCGAGCUGACGAUGCGCUCGCCCAAGGCCAAGACGGUGACGGACGGUCGCGAAAACGGUCCCGGUGUCUGGCACGUGCUUGCCCGCCACGCGCGCGAGUCUGACAAGGCCUACGUGACGGACGUCUACAUCUUCGACGCCGCGACCGGGGCGCUAGAAGAGAUCAUCAUGGGCCUCAAAUAUGUUCGCGUCGCUAAGGCAACAAUGGGCAGGAUAUUGGCGAGGGUGACGGCGGAUAAGAACGUUUUGAGGAGCACCGCGCCAUCUGCCCCGUCAUCUGCACCUCCUGUUACCACUCUGACCCCGUCUAUCGAGGCCAGGAGUCCCCGCCCAGAGGCAAAGGUACAACGGGCCAGUAGCAGAAAGCCAAAGGCUACCGGCAGACACGAUCUCACAGAAGAAGUGCGCAAUGUAGUCGCCAACGUUUCCGGUAUCGAGGCUGGCGACAUGACGCUCGAUAGCGAGAUGGCUGACCUGGGUAUCGACUCAUUGAUGGGCAUGGAGCUGGCACGCGAGGUCGAGAAUACCUUCAAAUGCACCCUUGAUCAGGCCGAGCAGAUGGAAGCCACGAAUCUCCGCCAGUUCAUUGCCUGCGUGGCGAAUGCUUUGGCUAGAGCCGGAGAGGGGCCCGGUGUGGAACAUGAGGAAUAUGAUGAUAUUAGCGAUAGUGAGAGCGACGAUGAUUCAGCCAUCACGGGAGAGGGUGACAGCACGGGCCGGUUCUACGAUUCUGCCUCUGAUAUCUCUACCCCAGAUGACGUGUCGGACUUCACCGCCGCCAAGAGGUUAGUCCCUAGCCCCCCGUCGGCUCCGGCCUCGACAACUGACGCAUCUGCCGCAGAGGCGAAAGUGCUUAAUAAGGGUGAUGUCGCGGCGCGUGAGGCGGAGGCGGAGCGCCUGGUGGCUGCCUACACUAUAGGAUGGGAGUCGGCUCUACUUGAAGCUGCGACAGACUGUACUACUGCUACUCGCACAGAUAGGGGAGCCGCAGUGGUUGUUACAGGUGCAUCGGGCAGUCUUGGUUCACAUCUUGUCCAAACCCUUGCUGAACGGUCGGAUGUUGACACUGUCGUAUGCAUUAACCGUCCCGUCAGCAAUGUGUCCGCCCACAAGCGACAGGAAGAUGCGCUGUUGUCUAGAGGCAUCAAACUGUCUCCCGCUGCGCUCGCGAAGCUGCGGGUAUACGACACCGACACCUCCAAGCCUCAGCUCGGUCUUCCAGCCGAGGAAUACGCUUGGGUAGCAGAACAUGGCACACAUAUCAUCCACAACGCGUGGCCGAUGAGCGGUACACGGCCUCUCAAGGCCUACGAGCCUCAAAUUAGGGUGAUGCGGAACCUACUAGACCUAGCGCGCGAUGUGGCGACAAAGAACACUACCCAACGCAAAAUCGGUUUCCAGCUCGUCUCCUCCAUCGGCGUGGUCGGUUUCUCAGACGGACCCCACGUGCUCGAACAGUCCGUGCCUAUUUCCUCAGUCAUGCCCAGCGGCUACAACGAGGGCAAGUGGGUGUGCGAACGCAUGCUCACCGAGACACUCCGCCGCCACCCGAGCCUCUUCCAAGCCUCGGUGUGCCGGCCCGGCCAGAUCUCCGGGUCGACCACCAGCGGCGUCUGGAACCCUGUCGAGCACUUCCCCUUCCUAGUGAAAAGCGCACAGGCACUCAAGGCGUGGCCCGAUCUCCAGGGAGAUCUACACUGGCUCCCCGUAGACCGAAGCGCGGGCACCAUGGUCGACUUGCUAAGAAUCGACGAUCUUGAAGGAGAAACGGAGGCUUGUCCGGUGUACCACAUCGACAACCCCAUCGGCCAGCCAUGGAAACAUAUGUCGACGGUCCUGGCCUCUGCCCUUGAUAUACCCUCUCACGGCAUCAUUCCUUUCCGAGAGUGGGUCGAACGAGUCCGCCGCUCGUCUCUUUCCGAGAAGGAGAACCCGGCUGCGAGAGUUAUUGGGUUUCUUGAGGGGCAUUUUGAAAGGAUGGCUUGUGGUGGGAUUAUACUUGAUACGAGAAGGGCGGAGGAGCAUUCGGGGGUUAUGAAGGCGCAGGGACGGGUGUCGGAUGAGGUUGUUAGGGGGUAUGUGAGGGCUUGGAAGGAGUCUAGGUUUUUGGAUUAGGGUACUGUAGACUUAGUUUUUCUUUGUUUGUAACUUUUGUUUGGGCUUUGGCUUUGGUUUGGAUGAGAGGGGUGGAUGGAUGGAUCGGUUGGUGUAGUAUUAUUGGGAGUUGGGUAUUAGAUGGGUUUGCGCAAGGUAUAAAUUUAAAAUGGUAUCUUUGUGAGAAUUA